AUCUGAUUCACAUUCAAUUCUUCUUAGACAUCGUCUUCUUGAUCGGCAACGGGCCCUCGUACAGGUACAUUCGUGAUUCAUUGAGAGCAAGGCUGCUGACACGAACUCAGACACUGCUUGGUCGUCGAUACUCGCUCUUGUGUGAGCCUAGGCUUUGAGCAUUCUCUCAGAGCCAGCUUCCAGGUCUCUGCUUCAAGAUGGAGGCCGCAGCGCCGUCGUCGCCGCUCGCAUCACCGGCAGCUCAACAGACUGCCGCGUUCAUCCCCACAAUGGAUUCGCACGAGGAGGCAACGACGAGCAACAGCGCUGCCCCAUCCACAGAAGCUGCUAACGGUGGCACGGCAGCACGCCCAACGUCAGCGGAUGUUUCAAGUAGCGCAGGCUCAGCUUUGACGAGUGCAAGAUUGCACGCUUACUCUCCAUCGCAGGCGAGUAGACAUGAAAAGGUCAUACUGCUCGGUGUUGCGGCGAGGGAUAGAAAGGCGAGAAGCAAGCCCAUGAGCCAGAUUCUGAAUCGUAUCAUCAGCAACAAGGAAAUCGCUUGCCAGAUUGUAAACUUCGGUGACAAGGUGUUGCUGGACGAGCCGCCCGAGUCAUGGCCAGUGGUGGAUGUACUCAUCUCCUUCUUCUCGGAUGGCUUUCCUCUGGACAAAGCGAUAGCGUAUGCCGAUCUGCGCAAGCCAGUACUAGUCAAUGAUCUGCGGUUCCAGGCCGUGCUGUGGGAUCGGCGCGCAGUGCUGGCCAUACUGGACUCUGCAGGCGUUCCGACACCCAGACGUUUGGAGGCGGACAAGGACGGAGGACCAGUGUUGGACAAGAAGGUGUUGGAGGAUGUCAAGAAGCGGCUCGGGCUCGAAUUCAGAAAGAGACCAGUAAAAAAUGCGCGCUUGAAGGAGAACGAUGUGGACACGCUGAUCGUGGGCGAUCAAGAAAUUAGUAAACCUUUCGUGGAGAAACCGGUCAGCGGCGAGGAUCAUAAUGUGCACAUCUACUUUCACUCCAGCAAAGGCGGUGGUGGCAGGAGGCUUUUCAGAAAGGUUGGCAACAAGUCUUCAGAGUACGAUCCGAACCUCGUACAACCGCGCACAGACGGCUCGUACAUCUACGAAGAGUUCAUGGAUGUGGACAACGCCGAGGACGUCAAAGUGUACACAAUUGGACCUUACUUUGUGCACGCCGAAACCAGAAAGUCGCCCGUGGUUGACGGCUUGGUGAAGCGCAAUCCGGACGGCAAGGAGAUCCGCUACAUUACCAAACUUACAGAGGCUGAGGUCAAGAUGGCAACCAACAUCUCCAAGGCAUUCAAGCAGAAUAUUUGCGGCUUUGAUCUGCUUCGCGUGGGAGACAAGAGCUACGUCAUCGAUGUGAAUGGCUGGAGCUUCGUCAAGGGCAACGACUUCUAUUACGACAAGUGCGCCUCAAUCCUAGCUAGCUUUUGCAAGAUGAGCGCGCCCAGACGCUCCGCCAGCCUGGCAAGCAGCAGCUCGAGUGUAGGAUCUGCAAUCGACGGUCGUGAAGCGGAACAAUCAAGCUGGACCUUGAAGAGCAGUGCGACCGUCUUUCGGCACGGUGAUCGUACGCCCAAGCAGAAGCUCAAGCGGUCGUUCAAGCCCAAAGAUGCCUGGGCCGCUCCCCUCCUGGCCCUCCUGCAAGGGCGCAAGGAAGAGAUCAUCCUCCGAUCGAAUCUGGACAUGGUCUCCAAGGCUGCGACCGAAGCUAUGCAGCUUCCUGGAGCCAAGAAACAUGAUCUGACCUUGGUCAUCGGAGCGAUAGAAAGAAAACAGGAUUUGCCCGGCACCAAGGUGCAAAUGAAGCCGAGCUUUGACACGGAUGGCAAUCUCGAGAAGAUGCAGCUCAUCAUCAAGUGGGGUGGAGAGUUCUCGCAUGCGGCUCGACAUCAAGCACGGGACCUCGGCUCAAAUUUGCGCCGCGAUAUGAUAGUUCAGAACGCAAACGCGUUGAGAAACUGCACUAUCUACACCAGUAGCGAGCGCAGGGUCACGGCUUCUGCAGAGACGUUUGCUUCUUACUUUUUGGAUGAGCCAGAAGACCCGCAGAAGAACCCGUUACAGCUCGUGAUUCGCAAAGACCUCUUGGACGAUUCUAACGCUUCGAAGACCGAAAUGGACGUCGUCAAGAAGCAGUUGAAAGCAGUCCUCAAACCGGAUGGCGCGCCAAGACCUUCAGACUGGCCCGAAGAUGCGCCUUCACCGCCUGAGCUCUGCCAACAGAUAGCACAGACACUCAGGAGUCUGCAAGCUACCAUGCUGGAAAACUACGAAAAGAUGGACGUGAACUCGAUCAGCAGGAAAUGGUGUACUGCAGAGUCGCCCGAGCUUUUUAGAGAGAGAUGGGCCAAGCUUUUUGCGGACUACGAGGACGAUCCCUACGAUCCGUCGAGAGCCAGCGAGCUCUACGACAUGCUCACUCAUGACGGUCUGCACAACAGGACAUUCGUAGAGACCAUCUUUGCCGCGCCCGACGUGCCUCAAGAGAAGCGAUUGGACAGACUUCACGAGCUGUAUCGACUGAGCUCCACAUUGUUCUCAUGGACUUGUCCGGCCGAAUACGGCGUGACUUCAGAGCAAAAGGAAUCAAUCGGAGUCCUCACGUCGAUGCCGCUGCUUAUGCACAUUAUUGCUGAUCUGAAGGCGGCGGAGAGCAAGCCUCUCUGCGCGCUCUACUUUACAAAGGAAUCGCACAUGCACACUCUUCUGAACCUGAUCCUCGCUUCGGACUUGCCAAUCUUGACCAACAAAAGACCACCUUUAGACUAUCUUAGCUGCAUUGCUUUCGAAGUGUACGAAAAGACGACGACCACGGGAACUGCAGCAAACAGCCCUCGGCCCAGCUCUGGCGAUGGAAGCAGCAACAGUAAUAGCAGCCACGGAGCUGCUCCAGCUGGCUCUAGCGGUAACAGCUCGGCGCCUAUGACUCCUAAUCCUAGCAACACGCCGCCGACGCCACCGGAGAGAUCGCUGCUGAUCAGUGUUUCUCCCGGUGCGCAUUCGAGCGAACCUUUCUUCAUCAAGCUGGACGCUAGACAUUCUUUGAGCCCUCUGCCCCGGCAGCCUCUCACUAGGCACAUGCCUCUAGACGAAGGCAUCGCUGCGCUCAGCAAUCACAAAGCUGUCGAAGCCAAUCGCGGACAGGUUGAAGGAGAGACCGUCUUCUCCGGACUGCCUCAUACCGAAAGAGGACUGCUUCAUAUCAAAAGAAGAGGUAGCGAUGUGUCUAGCCGAGCCAGCGUGGCGGGAUGAUGUUCGUAGCGUAUCCUUAUAUCUGGACCUGAAAUGUCAUGGGAAUGGAAAUCGACUUGCACCGUUGGUUUGGGUAGUCCUAGGAGCAUCAUACGCUACCCUUCGCUAUUGAUUUCAGAUCCGCGCGCGCAAAAUCGAAAUGGAAUCCAUCGGCU
This is a messenger RNA of Ceraceosorus guamensis, 3415 nucleotides long. RefSeq names its product putative VIP1-actin cytoskeleton organization and biogenesis-related protein. Gene Ontology annotation, cellular component: cytosol. Gene Ontology annotation, molecular function: 5-diphosphoinositol pentakisphosphate 1-kinase activity; diphosphoinositol pentakisphosphate kinase activity; inositol hexakisphosphate kinase activity. Gene Ontology annotation, biological process: inositol metabolic process; inositol phosphate biosynthetic process. NCBI's taxonomy places the organism in Eukaryota, Fungi, Basidiomycota, Exobasidiomycetes, Ceraceosorales, Ceraceosoraceae. The transcript is spliced from 15 exons. The record is from RefSeq and is a predicted model, not a curated record. The coding region runs from base 198 to 3260 and encodes 1020 amino acids.